CUUGUCUGAACAAAGAUGACAACGGCCCUUCAGAGGACAAAGACCAUUGACGAGAGCUCUGACCGACUGACACACUACGAGAGGGAUUAUUCCAUCUCACAGCUUCAUAUCAAACUGAGGGUCACAGCAGGACUCAGAGAGGGCCUUACACUCUGAUAAUCAUGCAUGGACACGGGACACAGACUGCAGGUCACUUUGUCUCUGGUUUGAUAAGGAGCUGAGGGAUCACAGGAGCCUUUGGUUGGACCUCAGCUUUAACUCUGCACCUAAACGUCCCAGCACAAAUCGACUUCAACUUUCCGGAUCAAGAGUUUUUGUGCUGCACCAUCAUGGCUGAAUCCAGCUUCCCUUUACCGCCGGACUCCUUCUGCCAGCUGUGUGUGGACACAGUGAGAGACCCGGUCACAAUCCCAUGUGGUGACACCUACUGCCUGGAGUGCAUCAAGAUCUACUGGGAUCAGUUUGACCAUAUGGGUGUGUACAGCUGCCCACAGUGUCGGGCCACCUUCACACCCCGACCCGUGCUGAGACGCAGUCUGCCUGACGUCAACCAAGAGCCACGCCGCCAGCUCCCCGAGCUCACUCCUUUCCCCCACAUGCACCGGGAGUCCUACUGCGACUUCUGCGUCGGCCGUCGCAACAGAGCGGUGAAGUCGUGUCUCAUGUGUCUGGCCUACUACUGCGAAACACACGUCAAGCCGCAUUACGAGUCAGCCACCUUUAAGAGGCACAAGCUGGUGGAUGAGACGGGACACCUGGACAGGAAGAUCUGCCCCCAGCAUGAGAAAGGCUUGGAGCUGUUCUGUCGCUCCGACCAGAUGUGUAUCUGUGUGCUGUGUACCGUCAGAGAGCACCGCAGCCACAACAUCACCUCAGCUGAAGAGGAGAGGAUUGACAAACAAAAAGUCUUGGUGGUGACUCAGUCUGAAGUCCAGUACAUCAUUCAAGAGAGGAUGAAGGAGCUGCAAGACCUCAAACAUAAUGUGGAUGCUCUCAAAAGUGCCGCCCAACGAGCACAGACAGAGAGCGAUAAGACCUUCCAUGAAAUGCUGCAGGCGGUGGAGCGCUGGAAGGCUGAAAUCAAUCAGCUGAUCAUGGCCAACAUGCAGUCGGCGAUGUCCCAGGCGGAGGGCUACGUGGAACGUCUGGAGCAGGAGAUUCAGGAGCUGCAGCGCAGAGAUGCAGAGCUACGGCAGAUCCUCGAGACGGAGGACAACAUUCACUUCCUGCAGAACUUUCCCACCCUGUGCGUCCCUCCUGAAGCGAUGGUUCCCAAAGUUCUCAUUAACCCUCAGUUCUCUUUCGGAGAGAUGAGCAAGACGGCCAUGGACAUGAAGGAACAUUUGGACGACAUCUGUAAGAAGGAACUGGGAAAAAUCUCCAAGACAGUCAGUGAAACUCCUGUGUACAUUCUUCUGCCCAGGAAUGGAGACAAGAGACUCAAAGUUCCUUCCAGAGUCGAUUUUCAGGAGCCGAAGACCAGAACAGACUUCUUAAAAUACUCCUGCAAGCUGUCCUUUGAUCCGGUCACAGUCUAUAAAGAGCUGGUCCUGUCCGACGGUAACCAGAGAGUCACACGGAAGAAAGCGGCCCAGUUUUACCCGGAUCAUCCAGAACGCUUUGACGGUUUCUCCCAGGUGCUGUGUAAGGAACCGAUGACUGGAUUCAGGUUUUACUGGGAGGCUGAGUGGGGCGGUGAGUUUUCCAUCGGCGUCGCUUACAAGAGCAUCAACCGAAAGGGGAAGAAUUCAAACAGCCUGUUGGGUUACAACGACAAGUCCUGGAGUCUCCUGUGCUCAGACUCCGGGUACUCCGCCUGGCACAACAAAGUAGACCGAGACCUUCCCGAAGCUCCCCGGGCCUCACGGCUUGGCGUAUACCUGGAUUACGCAGGCAACACUGUGGCCUUUUACUCGGUGUCAGAGACGAUGGAGCUCAUCCACAGAUUCAAAGCUCAGUUCAGUGAGCCUCUGUAUGCUGGUUUCGGUGUGGGCUCCUCGGUCAUCCUCUGCCCGUUAAGGCAGAAACCCACGCCUUACUGAGACGCAACAAACAGGGAGGAGACAAGAAGGGCUUCAAACUGCUGCUGUAUACACUGUAAAUAUAAGCUUUAAUGCAACACAAUAUAACAGAUUAAAUGAUGAUUCACUGAGCACAACAGAAAAUCAGAUAUGAAAUAUGUUCAAUAUAUGCAAGUCAUUCAUUGACUUAACAGACGCUGCAUGUUACCUUACAAUCAUUGUAAUGCUAAUGAUUAGAGCUGUGUAUUCAGCUAUGCGAUGGUGUGGUCAAAAGACGCUGCAGACAGAAGACAGAAACUUCCACACAGUUUGUCAAAAUGUUUUUGUUAAUGUAUGUAACGUACAAAAACAAAAAUACAGCUUUUCAAAUAAAAUCGUCUGUUCAUAAAAAUG
Notolabrus celidotus (New Zealand spotty) is the source of this 2414-nucleotide messenger RNA. RefSeq names its product finTRIM family, member 84 (gene ftr84). Gene Ontology annotation, molecular function: protein binding; zinc ion binding. Lineage: Eukaryota; Metazoa; Chordata; Actinopteri; Labriformes; Labridae. Bases 330 to 2042 code for a protein of 570 amino acids. The record is from RefSeq and is a predicted model, not a curated record. The transcript is spliced from 8 exons.